GCCACUACCAGCCAUGACUUCCAUAAAGGAGCAGGCAGCCAUCAGCAGAUUAAUAAGUUUCCUGCAAGAAUGGGAUAGUGCUGGCAAAGUUACUCGAAACCACAUUCUGGAAAAUUUUAUCUUAGCCAACCAAGGCAAAACAGGUCCAGAACUAGAGAUGGAAUUCUCUCAGGGAGCCAGUUUGUUUCUGGCCCGUCUAACUGCCUGGCUCAGGCUGACGUAUAUGUAUGGAACAUGCCUAGAAUACCAGUUGAAGUCCAUUAGCAUCUUCCUAUCAGCUGCAAGUGGCCAGCGGUACCUUAUUGAAUUCUUGGAAAUUGGUGGUAUCCUCACACUGCUGGAAAUACUUGGACUCAAUCAACUGAAAGAAGAGGACAAAAGGGAGUCCAUAAAGCUUCUUCAAUUGGUAGCAAGUUCUGGCAGGAAGUUCAAAGAGCUUAUUUGUGAAAGCUAUGGUGUACGAUCAGUUGCAGAGUUUUUGGCUACAUCCAAGUCAGAAGAGACUCAAGAACAAGUACAGAUUCUUCUGGAUGCUUUAGGCCAUGGCAAUCCCAAAUACCAAAAUCAGGUGUACAAAGGCCUGAUUGCUCUUCUGAAGUGCACUUCCCCCAAAGCCCAGCAACUGUCCCUGCAAACACUCAGGACAAUACAGACUAUUGUGGGGAAAGCCCAUCCAAGCAUCGUGGGCUCUGUACUGAGUGUGCUCCGCUCUCUGCAUUUGGAAGUGCAAUAUGAAGCAAUUCAACUGAUCAAGGACCUCAUGGCCUAUGAUGUGCGGCCAGCAUUGCUUAAGGGACUGGUUGCAUUGUUAAAGCCAUCAAGACAGGAGACUGCCAAAAUGCAAGCCCGAAUCCUGGAAGAAACAGGUACAUUACACUUGAUGGAGUCCUUGCCAGCAUAUAUUCAGCAAGCUGCUGCAGCUAAAGCAAUUGGUAUUCUGGCCCAGGACUCCAGAGAAUUGGCUGAGGAACUGCUCUUCUUGAGAGUGGUGCACAGCCUCAUGUGUGCCAUGAGCAACAAAGAUCACACCAACUGCCAGAGGCAGGCCAGCAUCACACUAGAGUAUUUUGUGAAGAAGUUCAUAGUGGUGGAGAAUCACGUAAAGACAGCCAUGGGAGAAAAAUUGUUCCAGCUAUUCAUGCAAGAUGCUACGAACUUGUAUCUGAACAUGGAUGCUGUGCAGGCUGAAAUCCUGACCACCAAUAUAGUCAAUAUUCCAGCAGAUUUUUUGGCAAUAGGAAAAAUGGAUUUCCCAGUGGCAGAACCACGCCCUGAAGAAGAAUUGCAGACUGAAGAUGGGGAUAUAACUCCUCUACCAUCUACCUAUUAAUUCCCUUCAACUAUUGAGCACUAUUGUCCAUUUUCAUCUUGUUCCUAUUUUUCUAUAUGCCCCUUUCACUUCUAUUUCUUUCCAGGGCCUUCCAUCCACCCCGAUGAGAACAGA
Molecule: messenger RNA, 1444 nt
Organism: Elgaria multicarinata webbii
Lineage: Eukaryota; Metazoa; Chordata; Lepidosauria; Squamata; Anguidae
Gene: ARMH1
Product: armadillo like helical domain containing 1
Exons: 11
Coding region: 14-1330 (438 amino acids)
Source: RefSeq, a predicted model, not a curated record